Molecule: messenger RNA, 2421 nt
Organism: Papilio polytes (common Mormon)
Lineage: Eukaryota; Metazoa; Arthropoda; Insecta; Lepidoptera; Papilionidae
Product: glutamate receptor 2-like
Exons: 16
Biological process (GO): monoatomic ion transport; modulation of chemical synaptic transmission; synaptic transmission, glutamatergic
Cellular component (GO): postsynaptic membrane; plasma membrane
Molecular function (GO): glutamate-gated receptor activity; transmitter-gated monoatomic ion channel activity involved in regulation of postsynaptic membrane potential
Source: RefSeq, a predicted model, not a curated record
AUAAGUUCAUUGUUAUUGCUAUUUAUUACUUAUCUUUGUGUAAAAGUUGAUACUUUUUCUCGUUUUCCCGUAGGGGCACUAUUUAAUCAUGAAACAAAUUCAAGAUCAGAAGAGGUAUUUAAAAUACUAUCGAGUUCGGACACUUCGAAACCAUUUCAAGGUCGUAUUCUUCAUCCAAACGUCAUCAACUCAUUGUCUAUAUCACAAGAAUUAUGCUCUGAUACUUCGGAAAAUAGAGGCAUCGUAGCUUUAAUCGAUGUGCGACCAACUAAUGGCAUUUGUGAUAUCUCUUGCUUGCUGUGUAAUAAAUUGCAUAUUUCCCACCUUUCCGUUGGUUGGCAAAUACCAGAUACCUCGGAUCAAGACGAGUUUUCAUUUUUCUACCAUCCGCCAUCAGAGCUCAUAUCAAAAGCUUACGCCACACUUAUCAAAGAGUUAGAGUGGGAUAGAUUUACGUUCUUCUAUGAAGAUGAUGGCAGUUUCAUACGUCUUCAGGAAGUAAUAAAUUCUUGGCCAUAUAAUAACGAACGGAUACAAUUUGAAAAAUUAGAACCCGAUGGAGAUAAUCGGAAGACGUUCAAAAAUGUAUUUGGUGUACUCCGAAUUAGUUACCACUUAAUAGAUUGUGACGUCAAAAACAUCCAGAAGUACAUGAAAGAAAUCGUUUCCGUGAACAAUUCAACACAAUAUCAGAGUUUUAUUUUAACAGCUCUCGAUUCGUACUUGAUAAAACUAGAUGAGAUCUCACAACUUCGUGCAAACGUAUCUACUCUACAUCUGACAAAAUCAAAUGAACCCAUUUGGAGUGAUUUCGGUAUAAACACUGCAGAAAUACCAGUUACGAUAGAGACAGCACUAACAGCAGAUGCGUUAAAUCAUUUUGAAAAGGCAAUUCGUAUUAUGAGACAGGAGAAUAUGAUGGAAUACGUUGAUCCACCAGAAAUAUGUUUUGCUGAGAACAAAGCUGCUUACAAAGAAAAAGCUUGGAUACAUGGUGAUGCUUUGAAGGAAGUAUUACUUCAGACUACAUUCAGAGGUACUACUGGAAAUAUAACUUUUGAUGAGAAUGGGAAAAACAGAUCAAAAGCUAUAACUUCGGAUUCUGUUGUUAGGAAUGCGGAAAUGGCGAUCAGUGAUAUUACAAUAACAUCGGAACGCAGCGCAGUUGUAGAGUUCUCGAUGCCGUUUAUGUCAUUGGGCAUUAGUAUGCUGGUCAGAGAACGCGAUCCCCAGGAACCCGAUAUGUUUUCUUUCAUCAAGCCUUUGGCUCUGGAUGUCUGGUUAUAUUUGGCCACUGCCUACAUAAUUGUAUCGUUCGUUCUACUAAUUUGUGCUAGAAUGAGUCAAGGUGACUGGGUUAAUCCUCACCCUUGUAACCAACAUCCUGAAAAUCUACAAAACAUUUGGAGCCUAUACAACUGUAUGUGGCUCACAGUCGGCUCUAUAAUGACACAAGGUUGCGAUAUAUUGCCAAGAGCGGCAGGGUCACGUUGGGUGACAGGAAUGUGGUGGUUUUUCGCCCUCAUUGUGACUGCAUCAUACACAGCUAAUAUGUCAACAUUUUUGAGUAACAGUCGACGUGAUAACGAUAUAAAAGAUAUCAAAGAACUUUCAGAACAAAAUGAAGUAUCGUACGGCGUUCUUAUUAAUGGUUCUACAUACAACUUUUUUGAGAACUCAAACGAUUCGGUGUAUCAGAAAAUAUGGACUGUUAUGAAAUCCGCUAAGCCAACGGUUUUUACCAACAACAAUGACGAAGGCAGAGAUAGAGUGGUUAGAAGUAAAGGAAAUUACGUCUUCUUUAUGGAAUCAACUGCUAUUGAAUAUUACAUGCAAAGAAAUUGCGAUUUGAAAAUGGUCGGUUCUAAGCUAGAUUCUAAGGAUUAUGGAAUCGUAUUGCAUAAAAAUUCUCCUUACAAGAGGCUUGUAGAUAAUGCUAUUUUAGCAUUGCAAGAGACAGGAGAUUUACUUACCACGAAAAAGAAAUGGUGGGAAAGUGAUGUUAAAGAAGGAAAUUGCGAGAAAUCUACAAACGAGGCAGAAGACAACGGUUCAUUGCAAAUGAAGAAUACCAGUGGAAUAUUUUUAGUGUUGGGUUUUGGAGGAAUAUUAGGUUUCUUCGUUGCGAUUAUUAAUUUCCUUUUACACGCGCGACAAAUUUCUGUUAAAGAAAAGGUGACCUUUAAGGAGGCUCUGCUGAGCGAGUGGCGCGCGUCACUGGACCCGCGUGUGCUGCACAAGCCCGCAGCGCCGCCGCGCUCCGCGCCGCCCUCGGCCUCGCCCACCCCGCGCCGCGAGCGCUCGCAGUCCCGAGCCGUCUCCGUGCUCAGAGCUGCCACCUCUUUCAUCAAUUUUGAUGAAAUAUAUUAAUUAUACCCGAAAAAGUGAUUUAACGAGGUAAUUGAUUAUCUGCUUAUAUUA